Vombatus ursinus (common wombat) is the source of this 1696-nucleotide messenger RNA. It is a transcript of the gene IFFO1, whose product is annotated as intermediate filament family orphan 1. The transcript has 9 exons. Lineage: Eukaryota; Metazoa; Chordata; Mammalia; Diprotodontia; Vombatidae. The record is from RefSeq and is a predicted model, not a curated record. The coding region runs from base 29 to 1696 and encodes 555 amino acids.
CCAUCUCGAGGCGAGAAGCGGUGCGGCCAUGAAUCCGUUAUUCGGCCCCAAUCUCUUUCUCCUGCAGCAGGAGCAGCAGGGCCUGACUGGGCCUCUCGUGGGACCCUCGCUGGGGGGCGGCGACUACCUGGGCGGGGGUGGGGAGCUGCCUGCGGGCCCUGCGGCGGCGGCCGCCCCUCCGGGCAUCCCCCCGUGGGAGCCGCUCACGCUGGCCGGCCCGGGCCCGGCUCCCUCAGCGCCGCCAGCCGCCAUGGCCCUCCGCAAUGACCUGGGCUCCAACAUAAACGUGCUGAAGACGCUCAACCUGCGCUUCCGCUGCUUCCUAGCCAAGGUGCACGAGCUGGAGCGGCGCAACCGGCUGCUGGAGAAGCAGCUGCAGCAGGCUCUGGAAGACGGGCAGCAGGGCCGGCGGGGCCCGGGGCGCCGCGACCAGGCCGUGCAGACCGGCUUCAUCAGCCCCAUCCGGCCCCCGGGACUGCCCCUCGGGGCCUGGCCCGCCGCGCGAGGCCUCGGCUCCCCGGCUCGCUCGCCCGCAGGUCCGCUGGCGCCCACCGCGUCGGGCCUCUCGUCGUCGCCCGCCGGCGUGCUCGCCCCGGCGUCCGUCUCGUCCCAUUCCACGACCACAUCCACCCCCUACUCCUCGUCGGCCCGCUUCAUGCCUGGCACUAUCUGGUCCUUCUCGCACUCCCGCAGGCUCGGGCCGGGACUGGAGCCUACCCUGGUGCAGGGGCCUGGCCUGUCGUGGGUGCACCCAGACGGCGUGGGGGUGCAGAUCGACACCAUCACCCCCGAGAUCCGGGCCCUGUACAACGUGCUGGCCAAGGUGAAGCGGGAGCGGGACGAGUAUAAGCGGAGGUGGGAAGAGGAAUAUACAGUUCGGGUCCAGCUGCAAGAGCGUGUGAAUGAGCUUCAGGAGGAGGCCCAAGAAGCUGAUGCCUGCCAGGAAGAGCUUGCAAUGAAGGUGGAGCAGCUCAAAGCUGAGUUGGUGGUCUUCAAGGGACUCAUGAGUAAUAACCUGACUGAACUGGACACAAAGAUUCAGGAGAAAGCCAUGAAAGUGGACAUGGACAUCUGCCGCCGCAUAGACAUCACUGCCAAACUGUGUGAUGUGGCCCAGCAGCGCAACUGUGAGGACAUGAUCAAGAUGUUCCAGAAGAAGCUGUCUCUGCACUUGUCUCCCAUUAAGGUCCCAUCCAUGGGGGGGCGGAAGCGGGAUCGAAAACCUGUCAUCGAGGAGGACACUUCCCUGUCUGAGAGUGAUGGGCCCCACCAACCUGAUGGGGAGGAGGAUGAGAGCACAGCCCUCAGCAUCAAUGAGGAGAUGCAGCGUAUGCUCAACCAGCUGCGGGAGUAUGAUUUUGAAGACGACUGUGACAGCCUGACUUGGGAGGAGACGGAGGAGACAUUGCUGCUCUGGGAGGAUUUCUCAGGCUAUGCCAUGGCAGCUGCAGAGGCCCAGGGAGAGCAGCAGGAAGACAGUCUGGAGAAAGUGAUUAAGGACACAGAAUCUCUGUUCAAAACCCGGGAGAAGGAAUACCAGGAGACCAUCGACCAGAUAGAGCUGGAACUGGCCACAGCCAAGAAUGACAUGAACCGACACCUGCAUGAGUACAUGGAAAUGUGCAGUAUGAAGCGGGGUCUUGAUGUGCAGAUGGAAACUUGCCGUCGGCUCAUCACCCAAUCUGGAGACCGGUAA